AUGAAUGCACUCAACUCAGCACCGUAUGAGCCCGAUUUCACCACUGCCGGCAACAGAGCCGUGGAGCUCGGCAGACCCCGGUUUCCAGCCCCAACGUUAGGCUCUGCCGUGGCUGGUGUCGCGACUAGUCCCUACAAUCGCAUCGCACGCAGUCCAAUUGGAGCGGUUGGGCCUGCGAUGUGCGGGUGUUGGCAUCACCUCGCCAAGAUGACGCCUCCCAAGCUGAUGCUUCGCACCCGCCUCUGCACCACCGCCAGCGACGUUGCGGAAAAACUCCGCACCUGCUUCCCCUACACCCACGCACGGAUUCACCGACUCCCGUUACCACGGGUGCACCGUUCGCAUGCAAUGCAACCUGCAAUGGCAGCGGAAGAGGCAUUGGCGGCGCAAGAGGCAUUGGCGGCGCAAGAGGCAUUGGCGGCGCAAGAGGCAUUGGCGGCGCAAGAGGCAUUGGCGGCGCAAGAGGCAUUGGCGGCGCAAGAGGCAUUGGCGGCGCAAGAGGCAUUGGCGGCGCAAGAGGCAUUGGCGGCGCAAGAGGCAUUGGCGGCGCAAGAGGCAUUGGCGGCGCAAGAGGCAUUGGCGGCGCAAGAGGCAUUGGCGGCGCAAGAGGCAUUGGCGGCGCAAGAGGCAUUGGCGGCGCAAGAGGCAUUGGCGGCGCAAGAGGCAUUGGCGGCGCAAGAGGCAUUGGCGGCGCAAGAGGCAUUGGCGGCGCAAGAGGCAUUGGCGGCGCAAGAGGCAUUGGCGGCGCAAGAGGCAUUGGCGGCGCAAGAGGCAUUGGCGGCGCAAGAGGCAUUGGCGGCGCAAGAGGCAUUGGCGGCGCAAGAGGCAUUGGCGGCGCAAGAGGCAUUGGCGGCGCAAGAGGCAUUGGCGGCGCAAGAGGCAUUGGCGGCGCAAGAGGCAUUGGCGGCGCAAGAGGCAUUGGCGGCGCAAGAGGCAUUGGCGGCGCAAGAGGCAUUGGCGGCGCAAGAGGCAUUGGCGGCGCAAGAGGCAUUGGCGGCGCAAGAGGCAUUGGCGGCGCAAGAGGCAUUGGCGGCGCAAGAGGCAUUGGCGGCGCAAGAGGCAUUGGCGGCAGCCGUGGUGGUGGUGGGAGGCUUGGGGGGAGGGCGGUAG
Molecule: messenger RNA, 1110 nt
Organism: Closterium sp. Yama58-4
Lineage: Eukaryota; Viridiplantae; Streptophyta; Zygnematophyceae; Desmidiales; Closteriaceae
Source: the annotation of a GenBank genome assembly